Molecule: messenger RNA, 616 nt
Organism: Trachemys scripta elegans
Lineage: Eukaryota; Metazoa; Chordata; Testudines; Emydidae
Product: killer cell lectin-like receptor subfamily B member 1B allele C
Exons: 5
Coding region: 92-616 (174 amino acids)
Source: RefSeq, a predicted model, not a curated record
AGAUGACAAUCGGAACAAGGAAGGCAGGCGUGUCCGUCUGGUCUGCCAUAGCUCCGGAUGAGGUGGAUCCAGACCUUCGACCGUGUGAUGGAUGAACACAGGAGGAACUUGGAUCAGUUGGAACGAUCUUUCAGAUAUCGCUCAGUGCCCACGUUGGCAUCGGAUGGCUCUAUGGCUUGGAUGUGCUGGGAACGUCAUCCUGCUGGCAGCUGUGAUCGCGCUUGGUGUUUGGGGUCAGACUGGAAGACAGAGAACAACAAAUGGAACUGAAUGUAAUUCCAGCCUGAAGGAUUCCCAGUCUUGGUUGAAUCAAAGUUUGUAUCCAAAGCCAGACAACAACUCAACAGAGGGCUGUGGGUGUAAACUGUGCCCCGCUGACUGGCUGCCACACAGGAACAAGUGCUACUGGGUCUCUAAAGAAAGUAAAACAUGGAAUGAGAGUCGUGAGGACUGCUCAGCGAAGAGCUCUCAAAUGCUCGUGAUCCAAGACGAGGAGGAGAUGGCGUAUGUACUGAGUAUUCCACAACUGAACCUGGUCUGGCUUGGACUCAGUGUUACAUCCCCAGAGAGGAAAUGGACCUGGGUGGACGGCUCCACGUUCAAUGAAACACUGUGA